Marasmius oreades (fairy-ring Marasmius) is the source of this 342-nucleotide messenger RNA. RefSeq lists its product as uncharacterized. The transcript has 2 exons. The record is from RefSeq and is a predicted model, not a curated record. NCBI's taxonomy places the organism in Eukaryota, Fungi, Basidiomycota, Agaricomycetes, Agaricales, Marasmiaceae. Bases 1 to 342 code for a protein of 113 amino acids.
AUGAACGGCACUACUACCCUGUGGCAGUGCGCUAGUCAAGCGAUGCUUGACUCUACCCACACUUUUGGCGAUGGCUGUUUCGAGCUAUCUCAUCGUGGUGUGAUACCUUUGGUGGAGGUGUUGCAACAAAAUGCACUCAAAAUCCUUUCCGAAAUUCAGUUGUCAACAGCAGAUGACGCCCGAGGAAGCGCAAGAGAUCAUGCAGGUGUCGUGGAGAUAAGAUAUGCAGCUCAAGCUCCCGGGGUUCUCACUGGCAUUCACGCUGUUCAAAACGUAUGGGAUACCUACCAUCUCGAAACUUUUGGCAGCGACAAAGCAAACUGUGUCGGAUGUAUUAUUUGA